Molecule: messenger RNA, 1713 nt
Organism: Raphanus sativus (radish)
Lineage: Eukaryota; Viridiplantae; Streptophyta; Magnoliopsida; Brassicales; Brassicaceae
Product: cytochrome P450 71B6
Exons: 2
Coding region: 46-1581 (511 amino acids)
Molecular function (GO): monooxygenase activity; iron ion binding; heme binding
Source: RefSeq, a predicted model, not a curated record
UACGCUCACAUACCUUUCAAACGAACAAGACGAUAACACAACAAAAUGACGCUUCUCUCCUUCUUCUCCACCUCCACUGAGAUGUUUCCAUGGCUUCUUCUUCUCCUUCUACUUCCUCCACUCCUCAUCAUCUUCAAAACCUAUCUCCUCCCCUCCUACAAGAACCUCCCGCCAGGCCCACCAAAGCUACCCAUCCUAGGAAACAUCCACCAGCUCGGAAACCUCCCCCACCGCACCCUCAGAGAUCUCUCCCUCAAACACGGCCCCGUCAUCACCGUCUACCUCGGAAGCGUCCGCACGGUGGUCGUCCACUCCCCGGAGACGGCGGAGGAAGUCCUGAAAGCCCACGACUCCGACUGCUGCACCCGCCCCAACCUCUCCAUCACCAAGAGCUUCUUCUACGACGGCCUCGGCCUAGGCUUCACCCAGUGGGGAGGCUACUACAGAGACGUCCGCAAGCUCUGCGUCCUCGAGCUCUUCUCCGUCAAACGCGCCAACUCGUUCCGCGCCAUAAGGGAGGAGGAGCUGAGCCGGUUAGCGGACUCGCUAUCCGGCUCGGCCGCCUCCGGAUCCCCGGUGGAUCUGACGGCGAAGCUGGCCAAGUACGUGGCCAGCUUCACCUGUCGGAUGGCCUUCGGGCUGAGUUUCGUCGGGAGCGGGAUGGACAACGAGAGGUUUCUCGAGAUCUUCACGGAGGCGAACAGGGUGAUCGGGAAGUUCGCGGCGGAGGAUAUUUUUCCGGUGUUUGGGUGGGUCGUUGAUCGGGUCUCGGGGCUUGAGGGUAGCAGGAGGAAGAGCUUUCGAGCUCUGGACACGUUUUACCAGAAAGCUAUUGAGGAUCAUCGAGAGAAGAAGAAGAAGACUGGGGGAGAUGAGCGUGAAGAUCUUAUUGACGUGUUGCUCAAGCUACAGAGUCAAGAAACCAAACUCGGGUCUACGCGGAUCACUGAUAAACACAUCAGAGCUAUUCUUAUGGAUUUAUUUGUAGCAGGCAUAGACACAUCUGCAAUAACAAUGGAUUGGACAAUGGCUGAGAUUGCAAGACACCCAAGGGUGAUGAAGAAAGUACAAACCGAGAUACGUGAGCGUGUAGGAGACAAGGGAAAAGUGACAUACGAGGAUCUCGAAGGCCUAGAGUACAUGAAAAUGGUGAUCAAGGAGACUUGGAGGUUACAUGCACCGAGUCCAAUCCUGAUUCCAAGAGAGGCAAUGUCGAGAUUCAAGAUCAAGGGCUAUGACAUAUACCCUGGAACACGGAUUCAUGUUAACACAUGGGCUAUUGGACGUAGCCCUGAUGUGUGGAAGGAUCCUGAUGAGUUUAUCCCGGAGAGAUUUUUGGAUAGCAAUGUUGAAACUAAAGGGACGAGUUAUGAGUUGUUGCCGUUUGGGAGUGGACGGAGAGGUUGUCCGGCGAUGUAUAUGGGAUUGAGUACGGUGGAGUUCACUUUGGCGAAUCUUUUGUACCAUUUUGAUUGGAAAGUGACGGAGGAAGUGAGUGUUGAUGAAGCGCCUGGUCUCACUAGCCACAGGAAGCAUCCUCUUCAUCUUGUUCCUGUUAAUGUUAUUAACCGCGUGUCUUAAGAGUCUGGGAAACAAGCAGUUUGCUUUGCAAAGAAUAAUGGCCAAUCAAGUUUGUUUGUUUGUUUGUUUUAGGAUCUUGUACUGUCAACAGAAAGUUCAAAUAAAGUGGCCAAGGAGUUAAGUUGACUGCUA